Molecule: messenger RNA, 5646 nt
Organism: Notodromas monacha
Lineage: Eukaryota; Metazoa; Arthropoda; Ostracoda; Podocopida; Cyprididae
Source: the annotation of a GenBank genome assembly
ACACUUCAUUUGCAGAGAGGUUCGACACUUGGCACAACAGCAGCUUUUGGCAGUGAUGCCGGGAUCGGCGCUGUGAUUGGAAACAAUUUCGCAGGCACAAACGGAGUCGGGUCCUACACAAAGUCUCUGGAACACAGCCGCCAAGAACAAGUCACAACACGUUCCGAAAGCGUGGAGAUCCACGACCUGAGUGACGUGGACGUAGCAGUGACACCUAUCAAAAACUCUCGUCGACCGCCGCGGGAUUCCGAGUCCAGCGAUGUGGAAGAUCUCAGGGUGCAGGAUUACGUCGAAGCAGCCGCCGUUCCUUUGGCCGAAGGCGAAGAGGAUCUCUUUGAAAAAGAAGUAUUCCCGAGAACGAAAAUAAUAAGAGACGGAAACGCGAGUGCUUCCGAAAAGCUGAGCCAUUCAUCCGUGGAGCGAAAAAGCGACGAAAGUUCCGAGAUUCCUCGAACAAAAGAUGAAGGCAACGCGGAUUCCUCGUCUUUGAAUGAAAAAGACCAGAUUCCGGGAAAACGACAUAUCGAAAGAGGAUUCGCAGAUGAACUGAGUGAAAUCGUUGCUUCGGAUCCCACUGCAGAAAGCGAAAAUCGAGAAAAAAUCUCAAUUCACGCAGGAAAGGAAGAAGCUAGCGGCGAUCAAGAAAUUGAGCCUUUAUUGCCUUCAGAAGAACCCGAAGAAACCAACGAAACCCCGACAGAAAGCCCUAAAGAUCCCUCCACUCCAAGUGCCACACUUCAGCCUGAAGGAGUCCAAAAACCAAAUGAAAUAGAAGCCUUGGGAUCGCAAAUUUCACUUCGAGAAACCGAAGCUGAUGAAGUCAAUUCACCCGUGGAAUGUUCGGGAAAAUCUGAAAAUUCUCCCGGAAUUGCGCAGCGUGAGGGAGAAGGUAUUUUUAGCGAGGAGAUCUUCGAGGAACGCAUUGAAAAUAAAAUUUUUGAGACGCAGGACUCGUCAGAAACAGCUGAGAAAAAUCAACAAUCGCCAGAUGACGACGAGAAAAACGAUUUCGCAUCAACUUCCGAGGAUGAUGUCAUUGCUGAGACGACGAUUCUCGCGUCUCAAAACACUGUUCCGAAUUUAGAAUCACCUGCAAUGUUUGAAACCGCGUCAGAGUCUGAAACUUUCAGAGCACAUUACGAAGGGGAAAUUACAUCCGAAUUCCUCGUCUCGUCGGAAACUCGUCCAACAGUCCAUCAAUCGUCUUCGGGACCAGCAGACCCUCACUACUCCAAUGAGUCGUCAGAAGGUACUCAAGGCGAAAUUCCAGAAAGUUUGGCUGAUCGAACAUUUGCACCGCGACGUGACGGAGGCAAAUCGUCCGAAGACCACAUUUUACCGUCGACGUCUGGCUCGUCGUCUGAUGACACAAUCCAUGGGGAUUAUCUCAGCCCACUCAUUCUUCCUGCGAUUCACAGUACUGAGGAAGAGGAACAGAUUGACAAAGAGCUUACUGAUGGAUCCGAAAUAUCUCUCCAGGCUCUGUCAAAUAAACUAACAUCCGGAAGUCAUCAGCCUGAGACACAUGACGUUGCAGGAGUACGAGAAGAUGCAUCCCCUGUGACGAAUGACGACCACGAAGACACUUUAUUUGCUGAAACGUCUGAAAAUUCGCCAGAAAAAGCUUCUAUAGUGACGAUUGCGUCAGAAAAACUUGUCGUCGAACAGGAAGAAUUCUUCGAUGGUGUGUCGCAAUCUGAAAGUCGUCAACCAGCAGCAGAAAUCUCUGACGCUCCAGUUCAAGAAAAUGCAUCACCCGACGAGACGAUUGAACAAAGUGACAACAACUCAAUGGCGAAAGCUUCAGAAAAUGUACUUGCAAGUGCACCUUCACUAACAAUUGCUUCGGAAAAACUCGUGCUGGAACAAGAAGAUUUAUUCGUGGAUUUAGUAACACCUGAAAUCUCUCCACCAGCAGAAACUGCUGACGCUCGACUUCAAGAAAAUUCAUCAUCCGAGACGAUCAAACAGUGGGAAGAGAAUUUAACCUCGGAAAAUUUAGUUGCAACUGCACCUUCGCCAACAAUUGCUCCAGAAACAAUCGUGGGACAAGAAGAAUUAUCGCAGGAUUUUCUGAAAUCUGAAAGUCGUCAACCAUCAGCAAUUGCUGAUAAUCGUGUUCAAGAAGAGUCAUCACCUGUGACAAUGGAACAGUGUGACAUCUACUUAAUUGGCGAAACUUCAGAUGCAACUGCGAAUGCACUAACAAUUGCUUCAGAAAAAAUUACGCAACAAGAAGCAUUUUUCGAUGAUUCAUUAGAAUCUGAAAGUCAUCGACCAAAAAUUGACGCUCGAGUUCAAGAAAAUUCAUCAUCACCUGUGACGAUUGAAGAGCAUGAAGAAGCUUUCAUUGCUGAAACCUCGGAAAAUUUACUCGCAACUGCAUCUUCAGUAACAAUUGCGUCAGAAAAACUUGUCAAACGAGAAGAAUCAUUUGAUGAUUUGUCAGCAUCUGAAAGUCAUCAGCAACAGGAUAUUGGCGAUCAAGCCCAAAGAUAUGCAUUAACUGAAACGAUUGACGAGUGCAAAGAAACCUUCUGCAUUGAAACCCACGGAAAUGUACCAACAGAAGCACCUUCAGGAAAAAUUGAGGAACAGGAAUUAUUAUUUGAUGAUUUGUCAAAAUCUGAAGAUCAUCAGCAAGAAAUUGACGACGCUCGAAUCCAAGACUCUGCCGAGUCUGAAACAAUAACCGAGCACGAAAAAACUCUCAGCUUCGAAACCUCUGAAACUUUACCCGCAACAGCAUCUUUAGUUACAAUGGUUUCAGGAAAGCUUGCUGUGGAACAAGGUGAAUUGAAUGAUGAUCACGAAGAAGCUGUUGAUGAUGGAAGUGAUCAAACAGAAAUUGCUGAUGUUCGAGUGGGAGAAAAUCCACUGCCUUCACUGACUGACGAACGCGAAGAAACGAUAGUUUCUCAAAUCUCUGAAAAUUUACCCACGACUACGACAUCAUCAGAGAAAAUGGCCGAACCAGAAGAUUUUAUCCCUGCUGCUGCUUCACCAGCCACUGAAACAAAUGAGAAUGACAUCACCCUCACUCAAAUCGAACCUCAAUUGAACUUUGCCAUUAAACCCCUCACUUCCGAAGCUUAUGCUCUCGAACACAGGCUGUCUGAAGAAGCCUUGUUCAGACCGGAAGUGGUCUCAUUCAUUCCUGACUGCAAAGAGGAAGGACCAAACUUUGACUCAGCAAUCGGAGACUCUUUGCUGGUGGAAGAAGAAAGCUCAGUCUCGGAUUUUCCCACGCAAAUUCUAGAAGACAGUUUGAGAAACGACAAGGAUUCUCAAAAUUUUCUCACUGAUUCUGACCAAAUUCCAGCUCUUGGUGAAGCUAAAAUGAAACCACCAGCAGUUAUUCUGGGGAACUUGACUGAAACACAAAUGUAUUUCGAGGCACCCGAAAGUUCGCUUGCUAAAAACGAUGGCUUAUUUUCAGAAGAGCAGCUUCAAUUCGAGGAAAGUUCAAGGCCUGUAGAUGUCGUUUUCAACACUUCCGAAGUUUCAAGUUCGUUAGAUAUUUUUAACGAAGGAAAAGCGGGAUUAAAAGAAAGUUUUGUCGACAUUUUGGAAAGAAAAUUCUGUGAUGAUGCAGAGGAAACUAUUUCAUCUCCUGAACUUGUUUUUGCCUCAGAAAACACGACAGAAUUUUCAGCAGGAAACGAAAUUUUUCUUCACGAAACAGAUGAUUUCAAACGGAUUUCGACUCAAGAAAUCGAAUCUCCAGAAAUAGAUGUUGAGAAUGUUCGAAUUGAAAUGUCAGCUCAGGAAGAUGCAUCUAUACUCCAGCAGGAAGAGCCCCUCGAAAUCCCAACAACAUCGAGCAGCAUUGUUUCAAAAAUCCCCAUAGAAACUGAAACUUUUGGAAACAUUCUGCUGGACUCUCUCGGGAAAUCCAAAAUCGAAGAAAUCACCCCAGAAAAGGCAACGGCAAUCGAUCCCUUCGAGGAAAUCGAAGAAUCAGUGGAAGCAACAGAUUUAGAUUUCAAUGCAGUCGACGAUGUCGAGAAGCUUCAGCAAAUGGUCCUCGAAGAUUCCUUCACAUCUCACGACAGCGUCGAAACCAGCGUUUCUUUGUUACGAAACGAUUCAAUUUCUCAUGUUCCCAACGAAACAGAACUCACACAUUUCGAAGAGAAAAUUGCAUCACCUUUUCACGUGGAUCAAGCAGUGAAAUCUUCCCAGAAAACCGAAGAAAUCGAAAAAGAAGUCCUCCAAGAGACCGAAAGCUCAACCAAAGAGCCUGAAGAUGCUCUUGAAGCGAACCAAGGAGCGACAUCUUCCCAGAAAAUGGGGGAAGUCGAGAAAGAAGACGUUGAAGACACCGAAAAUUCAAAUGAAAAGCCUGAAGAUGCUCCUGAAGUGAAUCAGGGAGCGACAUCAUCCCUUGAAAUUGGAGAACUCGAGACAGAAGACCACCAAGAGACCGGAAAUUCAAAUAGAAAGCCUGCUGAAGAUGCUCCUGAAGUGGACCAAGUAGCGACAUCUUCCCUUGAAAUGAGAGAACUCGAGAAAGAAGACAACCGAGAGACUUCGGAAACGGAAUCUACCCACAGAUUAGGACAAGAUGAUGCAAAACAUUCGCAAGACGCUGAAAAAUUGACUUGUGACUAUCAAGAAGAACAGCAGAAUCCUCUUUGCGAUACCCCAGAUGAACCAUCGGAAACUUCAUCAACAUACACUGCGUCUCUUGAGGAAAUUAUCACCAGGGAACUUCCAUCGCUGACUUCGUUCCCCAUUAGCUUAUCUCGAGCCCCAGCCGAAAUCGAGCCCGGACAUUAUCCGAAUAGCGAGCAAAUCGAUGCACCAUGUGUUUAUUUGGACCCAGAAAGUCCUAGCGUAUCUGGUGCAGCUGAACCGGCAAAUAAUCAAGUCCCAUCAGAAGCUGUUAUUACGGCUGAGAAUCUUCUUUCAAACAACCCAGACGGAGAACCAGUUGCCGAACAUCUGCAACGUAGUGGCACGUGCAAAAAACCUGAUGGUGUUGAAAACCUAUCGGAACAAGCGGACUCUUCAACUUCUGCAGACGAAGAAGAUCUUUUCAACGAAGCAGUGCAAAUAUCUAAAGACGGCAAUAUGACCUUAGGAGGAGAAGAAUCUCUGGAUGGACCAGGGGAUAAAACCCUCGAGGGUAGUCUUAUCGAAGACACUAGCAACAUCACGGACGCUGAACCCGAACCAGACGAUUCCCAAGAGGUUGCAGUUGAAGAUAUCACUCGGACUCAAGAUACUGUUCCCAAUGACGAAGAUCAAAUAGCAGAUGUGAAUUCUGAAGUCGAAGCUGAAAGCCAAGAAGAAGCGACGAUAGUUGACACCAAUUUAUCCGAAGAGCAAAAUUCGCCGUCUGAAAUGGAUCCACCAGAUUUCGGAGAAGCUACUGAUGACAAAGGAAAUCCCAAUGAUUCCAAAAUUAUCAUCGAAUCUUCAUCAACUGCUGAUCGCGAAGAAGUGACUGCUGCUGCUGCUGAAGAAAACGUUGAAAUUCAAAUCGAAGAGAAAUCCGUGGCAAAUAAUGGCGAACUCGUCAUUAAUGACGUCAACGACGCGCCUGAAAUCGUUCAGGAAUCAUCCGAAGACCUCGGAACUCCCGAUCAUCAGCACUCAGCAGAUCCCAGCAUUGAAACUCAGAAUACGAAUGUUGCACAG